Messenger RNA from Macrosteles quadrilineatus (aster leafhopper), 3051 nucleotides. RefSeq lists its product as uncharacterized. The record is from RefSeq and is a predicted model, not a curated record. The transcript is spliced from 5 exons. Bases 1 to 3051 code for a protein of 1016 amino acids. NCBI's taxonomy places the organism in Eukaryota, Metazoa, Arthropoda, Insecta, Hemiptera, Cicadellidae.
AUGUACAUGCGCGUGUGGCCGGCCAAGGACAAAACCAGACUGCGGGUGCUGAAGGAAGUGACUGUGUUGGGCACUACUCCUGAGGCAGUGGAGAAUAGAGAAGAGUGGAGAAGUUUCUUUGGCAAGGCCAAAGGGUGUGAUACAAAGUUGAAAAACCAUGUCGCACAGGCAAAAACUGGUCUGUUGGAAGAACUGAGUGAAAUGAAGAAUUGUGUUAGAUCAUUUCAAAAAUUAGGUGAGGUCCUAGAAAAGAAACUAAAUGUUUUAUUGACUCAGAGUAUCAAAACAAAGGUUGUUCAGCAGAAGAAAAACGAUGUUAUCAUCGGAACAAACAGAGUGACGACAAAUCUCAAAUCAGCCUGCAAACAAGCGUUGUUCUUUGUUUCGAGAAUAUCACCUGACGUUUCUAGUGAAGAACUUUCACUUGAACUUGCUGCUGUGGAGGUACUUGAAAUAUCAACUAUUAUUGUGGCAGUCUACCGUUCCCCUGACGGUGAUCUGGAAACUUUUUUUCAACAAUUGGAUAAUUGUCUACAACACCUUCUUAGAUUUGAGGCUGGUAAAAUAGUAAUCUGCGGGGACUUCAACAUCCAUCUGGAGCGUCCAUCGAGAGAGGAGGCCACUUUUGCUAAUCUUCUACGUAGCCAUGGUCUAUAUAUAACCUCAAGACUCCCUACCCGUGGCGAGGCCUGCUUGGAUGCUGCUGCUACCAACAUCGACUCAUGGGACUGUGAGGUGGAAGUCAAAAACUCACUUGUGGCUGACCAAGAUGCAGUGGUAUUGAGGCUGACAACUGAAAGGGUGAGUGAACAACAUGAUUGGUUAGCUAGUUUUGUAAUAGAAAAGAGACUAGUUAGUAAGGAUGAUUUCCAUUUGUUUUAUGGUGAGCUGGAACAUACUGGCUGGGAUUUUCCAAACCUUCACUCUGAUCCAGAAGGAGCGUUCCAUGCUUUCUUUAGUACUUUUAAAGAUAAGUUUGACGAAGUUUUUCCUGUUAGAGUCUUCAAGCCAAAUACAAAGCUUAGACAGAGAAAUGUCCCUAAAAAAGGUAGGCCUAGUAUUAAGGAAUGGUACACUCCGGAACUUGCUAAAAUGCGAGCCCUUACGCUCCUGUUUCAUGAUCACUACAAAGCUGCCAUAGAUGUGGAUAGGAAAGAAAGGUUCUUCUCCCUAUACUGUAGGGCAAAAAGAGAUUACAGUGCUAGUGUAAAAGAAGCCAAAAAACUAAGUAAUGUUGAACAAAUCAGAAAGUCCCAUAACACGUGCAAAGCAGCCUGGGAAAUAGUAAAUGAACACCGUAAGCCAAGCCCAGGGCCUAAGAUACAGGCAACACCUGAUGAACUGAACGACUAUUUUGUUCAAGUGGCAGAGAGUGUAAUUGCCGAUUUACCUGUCUUGCCUACUGACCCUACAGAGGCUAUGAUAGACCGUUCGCCAGCUCGCAAAUUUGCAAAAUGGAGAGAAGUGAGUCCUGCUGAAGUUUUAAACAUAGUUAAAAGAUUUAAAGACUCAAAAAGCCAGGAUAUUCAUGGGAUGUCUAGCUCUGUAUUAAAGGCAGUGAUUGACACCAUUGUGGUACCUCUCACCAAGUUAGUGAAUGCCUGCCUCUCAAAGGGUAUAUUUCCUGAUAGCCUUAAAACUGCUAGGACCAUACCUAUUUAUAAGAAGGGGGACCCAAAAAUCUUGGCGAAUUUCCGACCUAUCUCCAUCUUACCGAUUUUCUCUAAAGUAUUUGAGACCAUAAUGAAGAAACAGCUUGUCGAGUGGCUCGAAACCCACGACCUGCUUAACAAUGCCCAGCAUGGUUUUAGAAGCGGGAGAUCAACUACCACAGCCCUUUUAAACCUUGCUGAGAUAAUAACUGAUGCGUUCGAAAACAGUGAGUCCGUCCAACUCGACUUAUGUGACCUCAGCAAGGCAUUUGAUGUGGUCUCGCAUGACAUUCUAGUGGCUAAACUAAGCAAGUAUGGAAUCAGUGGGAUGGUACUUAAAACACUGGCGGGCUACCUUGAAGACCGGAAACAGAUUGUAUCACUGAGUGGGGCCUCCUCUAGAGUUGGUGUACUGCUGCACGGAGUGCCGCAGGGAUCGGUCCUUGGCCCAUUACUGUUCACAGUCAUGGUCAAUGACUUGUCGCUAAACGGCCACACACUGCUGUUUGCAGAUGAUACCACCUUGUUCUCUCGAGGCCGAGAUCUACCAGAACUCAAAGCGGAGUCCGAACAACUGCUGACGCGAGCCAAGGAAUGGUUUAUCUCUAACAAACUGAAGAUAAAUGAGGACAAGACGCAAUCGCUGAUAUGCACUCUCAAAACUAGAGAGGAGGAAGAUCAAGAUGAACCUGUGAAGCUACUUGGUUUUUGGAUUGACUCUAAAUGCAGCUGGAGUUACCAUAUUGAAAAAGUCUGCGUUAAGCUCUCCAGAGUCUUGUACCUAUUUAGGAAACUUAGGUCAAUCAUAACGCAGCCUUACUUAAAGACUGUGUAUCAUUCCCUCUUCCACAGCCAUAUAAUGUAUGGACUGGUAUUGUGGGGACACGCUCCUGCAGCCCAUGAUGUACUGCUGCUCCAAAAAAAGGCACUCAGAAUUAUAACAUCCUCGGAAUACACUGAGCAUUGCCGGCCUAUUUUCAAAGAUCAGCAGAUACUUACCAUCUACAGUCAAUACAUUUAUGACAUACUUAUCCUCCUUAAAGAACGUGAAGGAGAAUAUUCUAAAAGGGAAUAUCAGCACAGCUACAACACAAGAAGAGCACAAGACCUGGAUAUGCCACGCUGUCGCUUGAGUCGCACUCUAAGGCCUCUUUUAUGCACGGCGUUUUCGGUCGGGCGAAAUCGUCGGGCGGAAUCGAUGUCCCUUUUAUGCAGUUUCUCCGCCGAGCGGAAUCCGCUGAUGCCCGUGGUGGGGGUGGUCAGUGCUACCAACUUCGUUCAUUUUGCCAUCGUCAGUGACCCAAGAUGGAUCCUUGUGUAUUGGUGUAUAGGUACUUAUUUGUACAUGAAGAGAAAUAGACGACGGCGAAGGAGGUGGGCUGUACGUACACCCGGUUAA